AUGGGAGGAAAUUUCUUCCAAGACGCGCUUCGAGAUGCGUGGAAUGGUAUCUGCACCUCGGAACAACAGGAAAUCGCCAUGGCAAAUCUCACCCAAGCUCUCAAUCAUACUAUGAAGACCUGGGAAUGCUUAGUCAUGGGUCUACUAGCCCUCGACCUCACAAUCACACUGUACGGCCUCGGGGCUAAGAUCUCGGACGCCGUUAUCCUCAUUCCCGAUGAGGUCGCCAUGAUCGCCUUCGCCGAACUCAUAGUUCUCAUUCAGCUCAUGCAGAUCCUGCUCCCGGUGUACCCUGCGGAGGAAUUCGAGAUUUUCGCGAUCCCGCAGAAUCUCAGAGAGAAGAGCGUUUGCAAAUGGGCCAGCGGGGUCUUUGGACUGCAGGAGGCGGAGUUUCCUGGGCGCCAUCACGAGAUGAACGAGAACAACCUGAAGGCGUUUGGAGUCUUCCUCAUCCCCGUUGCAGUCGCUGUUAUAUGGAAGUGGAGGAGGGUUCGUCACCGUCAGAGGGAAAUAGCCAGGGAAGAGCAGGCGGCGCUCGUGGCUGGGGCUUUUCGGGUGUGGGAUGCUUGGAGGAGAGAUAAUUGA
Colletotrichum orchidophilum is the source of this 585-nucleotide messenger RNA. RefSeq lists its product as uncharacterized. NCBI's taxonomy places the organism in Eukaryota, Fungi, Ascomycota, Sordariomycetes, Glomerellales, Glomerellaceae. The transcript has a single exon. The record is from RefSeq and is a predicted model, not a curated record. The coding region runs from base 1 to 585 and encodes 194 amino acids.